UCGGCCCAGCGCGCCUUGCUUGCGUCAUCAGUGUGAGUGCAGAGAGAGAGAGAGUGACGUUUUUGUGGAGAGAGUCAUGAGAUGUGUGUACUGUACUGUAUUGCAAAUUACUGUACUGUACACUGAAUUUAACCCUUAGACAUGGGUCCAAAGAAAGCCAGAAGUGGUAAUGCAGACAAAGGUAAGCGGAAAGCUGUGAGAACAACUAUUGAGCUGAAGAAAGAAAUCAUUGCCAAAUAUGAACAGGGCACACGUGUUUCGGAUCUGUCUGCUGAGUAUGGCAUGCCAAAAUCAACCAUCUCUACUUUCCUUAGGAAUAAAGCUGUUAUAAAGGCCUCCAAAGUUGCCAAAGGUGUAACACUGAUAACUAAGCAAAGGCCUCAGAUAAUGGAGGAAAUGGAGAAACUGCUCCUUAUUUUCAUUAAAGAAAAAGAGUUAGCAGGUGACAACAUCAAUGAGGUCGUUAUUUGUGAGAAAGCACUACAAAUAUUCAGUGAUCUGAACAAAGAAACACCUGGUACAAGUGGUGAAGGUGCUUUCACGUUUAAAGCCAGCAGAGGUUGGUUUGAGAAUUUCAGACUUAGAAGUGGCAUACAUCGCGUCACUAGGCAUGGGGAGGCAGCUAGUGCAAACCAGGAGGCUGCUAAUAACUUCAUUAAAGAAUUUUGUGACUAUGUCAAGGCAGAAGGGUUUGUUCCUGAGCAGGUGUUCAACUGCGAUGAGACCGGAUUAUUCUGGAAAAAAAUUCCAGCCAACACCUACAUAACCAAAGAGGAAAAAGCACUACCAGUGCAAAUGCAAGUGGUGAUUGCAAGGUAAAACCCUUGCUUGUCUACCAUUCAGACAAUCCCCGGCCAUUCAAAAGGCACAAUGUAAUGAAGAGUAAAUUGGCUGUGAUGUGGCGGUCUAACACCAAAGCUUGGGUUACCAGACAAUUCUUUACAGAGUGGGUGCGUGAAGUUUUUGCACCUCGAGUGAAGGAAUACCUGGCAGAAAAAAAAUUGCCUUUAAAAUGUCUAUUAGUGAUGGACAAUGCUCCUGCUCACCCCCCAGCUUUAGAGGAAGAUCUAGUUGAUGACUAUAGCUUCAUCAAAGUAAAAUUCUUACCCCCAAUACAACCCCUAUUCUGCAACCCAUGGACCAACAGGUCAUAUCCAAUUUCAAGAAAUUGUACACAAAGGCCCUCUUCCGGAAGUGCUUUGAAGUGAAAAAUGACACACAGUUAACUCUGAGGGAAUUUUGGAAAGAACACUUCAACAUCCUGAAUUGUGUAAACUUGAUUGACACUGCUUGGAGUAAUGUCACUCAUCGCACAUUGUAUGCAGCAUGGCGAAAACUUUGGCCCGAAAGGGACAGUGAGGGUUUAGAACCUGAGUCAGCUCCUGUCGUUGAUGAAGAUGUUGCUGUGGUUGAUGAUAUUGUGGCCAUAAGAAAGACCAUGGGCCUUGACAUUCAACAAGAUGACAUCAACGAACUUGUGGAAGGUCACGCUGCUGAGUUAACGACCGAGGAACUGAUGCACCUACAACAACAGCAGCAGAAGGAUAUGGUGGAAGAAAUUUCUUCUGAAGAAGAGGAGAGAGUGGAGGAUAUUUCUAGUGGCCUUAUUCAUGAAAUGUGUGCAAAAUGGGCAGAAAUCGCAAAUUUUGUUGAACAACAUCACCCUGAUAAAGUGGUAACAAAUAGAGCAGUUAACAUUUUUAAUGACAAUGUUUUGUCCACUUUCCGCAAA
Messenger RNA from Pomacea canaliculata, 1732 nucleotides. Its product is annotated as tigger transposable element-derived protein 1-like. Lineage: Eukaryota; Metazoa; Mollusca; Gastropoda; Architaenioglossa; Ampullariidae. The record is from RefSeq and is a predicted model, not a curated record. Gene Ontology annotation, molecular function: DNA binding. The coding region runs from base 142 to 819 and encodes 225 amino acids. Gene Ontology annotation, cellular component: nucleus. The transcript has 2 exons.